Messenger RNA from Octopus sinensis (East Asian common octopus), 2349 nucleotides. RefSeq names its product retinol dehydrogenase 7. Lineage: Eukaryota; Metazoa; Mollusca; Cephalopoda; Octopoda; Octopodidae. The record is from RefSeq and is a predicted model, not a curated record. The transcript is spliced from 6 exons. The coding region runs from base 31 to 1215 and encodes 394 amino acids. Gene Ontology annotation, molecular function: oxidoreductase activity.
AAGUUAUUAUUUCAUUCAAUUUAAUCCAGAAUGGAUUUCGAUCUUACAGGCGAAAACAGCGACUACAUGUUCUACUCGUUGCUCUACUGCAGUGUUACCAUCGUAUUUGCGACGGCAGUGCUAACUAAAUUCCUCACCAAUGAGAUCCGUUUCGGUUUCCGCUCUUUUUUAAGUUUGGUUACCUUGUUUCUCGGCGAACCAUUGUGCCAGUUCCUUGUCAAAGGUCCCCACGGAGUCGGAACCUUCGCCCUCGCUUGUAUGCUGGUCUACUGGAUUCUACCAGCGAGCCGCCUCCCCGCUAAAGACAAAGUUGUCCUCAUCACUGGUUGUGAUAGCGGAUUUGGUUUUGCAAUUGCUCAAAAAUUGGAUAGCAUUGGUAUGAAAGUCUUAGCUGGCUGCCUGGACCAGUGCGGCAAAGGAGCAACACAAUUAAAAAGUUCUUGUUCAGAAAGGUUAGUGGUCUUAAAAUUGGAUGUUACGAACCAUAGGGAUAUUGAAAAUGCGAAAAGCUAUGCACAAGAAUUACUUGGAGAAGAUGGUCUGUGGGGUCUUGUCAACAAUGCUGGAAUUUCUUACUUUGCUGAGACUGAAAUGACAUCUGAAGAAAUAUUCCAGAAGACAAUUAAUGUUAAUCUUUUUGGUACAAUUCGAUUGACAAAAGCAUUCUUACCUUUAAUUAGAAAAAGCAAAGGUAGAAUAAUCAACAUGGCCAGUUUCGUUGCAAGAAUUCCUAUCAACGGGACAAGUGCUUACUCUGUUUCUAAAAGUGCCAUUGUUGCCUUCUCAGAUAUUCUGCGUCUUGAAAUGAAAAAAUGGGACGUUCAUGUUUCCAUCAUUGAACCACUUGGAUUUCAAACGAACAACUUCAAUGAACAGGUUUUAGAAAGUCGACUCCAAGAAAUUUGGGACUCCCUAGAUGAAGAAUGCCAGUUAGUUUAUGGAAAACGAUACCUUGAAGAUCUUUACAAGUCAUACAAAGAAUUAUUGCCUAAGAUCCCUACAGACCUCUCUCCUGUAGUUCAAGCUGUUUCUGGUGCUCUUCUCUCAAAAAACCCACGUGAACGCUACCCUUGCAGCCAAGGAGCAGAUAUUCUUACAAGUAUAUACAGCAUCCUACCCAUCAGACUUGCUGACAAAAUAUCAAAAUUAGUAUCGGUGAUUCCUAAAAACUCACGACCGGUUGCAUUGGAACCAUCCUCUCACCUCGUACCCUAGAGGACUUAUUUCCUCAAAUGAGAAGGAAAACAUUUCUUGUGCUGUUGACUGUAACAUUUGGCUGUGUCUGUCAUGUGAGGAAAAAUUUUGGCAUUGGUUGAGAAUAUCUUUUUAUGUUCACACGUGGCCAAAUUCAUUUAAAAAAUUGCUAAUGUGUGUUUGUGGUUAGUUUCUGAAUUUGAAAGAGAAUCCGCAAUCGUUUCAGCUUUUUAAUUAUUGUAUCAAAGAUCAAAUUAUAAUGUGGCCAAUUCGCUAUUGAUCAUUUACCAUUAUUCAUCAUGGGACUGAAUUUUUCUGUAUCAGCAUUAGACAAUAUCUCUCAUUGAAUUAACUCUGCUGUGAUAUAUAUUUUAAGUCUUUAUAUCAUAUCUGUGAGUUUGUAUUAUUUUUCCUGCUCGUAUGUAUGCACACAUAUCUGAUUGUAUGUAUGUAUGUAUGCAUGUAUGUAUAUAUGUAUGUAUGCAUAUCUGAGUGUAUGUAUCUAUAUGUGUAUGUAUGUAUGUAUGUAUAUAUGCAUGUAUGUAUGUGUGUGUUUGAUAAGCAUUGUGAGAAUUGUCAUACAACAAACAAAUGUAUCAGAGAAGACGUUUGAUACACGAUAACUUUGAAAAUGUCAUUAACUUUUAAAGACAUGUUGUUAUGUCAUGACAUAAAACAAAAUAUUAAUGAAACAAUAGGAAUAUAUUUUUAAUAGCUUGACAUUUUUUAAUGUUACAUUAAUUAUCCUUGCAUCAAUUGUCUCCAACUUCCAAAGUAUUAAUUAAAGUUAUGCUGUUUCCAUAUUCUACCUCUCACUUUCUUCUUUGGCUUUAAAUGUGGAAGAGUAACUGAGCUAUUAUUAUGGUUGUUAUUAUUAUUAUUAGUGCCAAUAAUGUUGUCUUUGUUGGACGCACUUCCUAUGAAAUGAAGCAAUCUUCAGUGAGAGAUUCUGUCUCCUAUGCAUUCCUGUCUCCAUCCAUCUUUCUCUCGUUCAUCCCAUGAAAACUAAACCCUGCUCUCCUUGCAAGUGAUUCUCAAGAUAUGGAGGGGAAAACAUCCCGCACAAUCUAUUUAUUUUAAUUUUUAAAUCUUUUUCUUUAAACCAAAUGAACAAAUUUAAUUACACUUACCCGCCCUUGCAAAAAAAAAAAAAAA